Molecule: messenger RNA, 1656 nt
Organism: Esox lucius (northern pike)
Lineage: Eukaryota; Metazoa; Chordata; Actinopteri; Esociformes; Esocidae
Gene: c1qtnf5
Product: C1q and TNF related 5
Exons: 3
Coding region: 122-883 (253 amino acids)
Molecular function (GO): protein binding
Source: RefSeq, a predicted model, not a curated record
ACUGGGAGUUCUCAUUUUUUCCCAGCCUGGUUGGCUGUACCGAAGGCUGCCUUUACUGUUUUCACUUCAGCUCCAGGCAGACGUCUGCUCUUCAGGACUACUGGACAGUAACUGCUUUGAAAUGACACCGCUGCAACUAUGUCCCUGCCUCCUCUCCAUUCUACUGGUCCACUACUCCCACCAACUGGAUGACAACAAGAUCCCACCCAGUCUCUGUACAGGACACCCGGGAAUCCCAGGGACCCCGGGGAUGCAUGGUGGUGCCGGCCAACCCGGAAGAGACGGGAGAGAUGGGCGAGAUGCCCUCCCCGGAGAGAAGGGUGAAAAGGGAGACAUUGGAGACCCAGGCGAGUCAGGAUUUCGGGGCCUCACUGGAGACAAGGGGGACCCCGGGGAUAAAGGAGACAGGGGCCAGUCGGGUGAGUGCGCCGUUGCUCCCAAAUCGGCGUUCAGCGCCAGGUUGUCCGAGGGCCGCACCACGCCGGUGGCGGCGGAGGACGCCGUGCGCUUCGACGCGGUGACGCUCAACGAGCAGGGCGACUACAGCGCGGAGACAGGCCGCUUCACCUGCAAGGUGCCCGGAGUCUACUACUUCGCGGUGCACGCGACCGUCUACCGCGCCAGCUUGCAGUUCGACCUGAUGAAGAACGGACAGACGGCGGCGUCUUACUUCCAGUUCUACGGGAACUGGCCCAAGCCUGUGUCUCUGACCGGGGGAUCGCUGCUCCAUCUCAUCCCCGGGGACCAGGUGUGGGUGCAGAUGGCGUUGGGGGAGUACAGUGGUUUCUACUCCAGCUCUAAGACUGACAGCACCUUCAGCGGUUUCCUUGUGCACUCAGACUGGAAGAAUUCUGCGGUCUUUGCCAAGGGAGAAGUGGUAUAGAUAACAGAAGGACCACGCUCUUCACGGUCUCUGUGAGGUUGUAAGGAAACUCAGCGAAAUACACAAAAUAUGAGUCGGCGGUGGUGCAAUAUGAUAAAACAAAUAUAUUGUAGUUAAUGAGAAUCUGUUGUCCCAGAGCAAGGCCUACUUGCUCCCCCCAGGUCGUUGCCGUAAAUGGGGAUGUGUUCUUAGUCAACCUGGUAAAAUAAGAUAAAUAUAAAGAGAUAAAAAAAUUCAAGGAGGGUGUCAAAAUGCACUUGGGAAAUAUCUACGGCACCAUAAUGAUGUAUUAUCAUGAUUCAUCAAGGGAACUACUGUAUAUUCCUGUGUUCAACUGUGCUUCAGGUUUGCCAUUUGACUGCUGUUGUACAACAAUACAGUAGGCCCUGAACUCAGCAUAGUUUUGGGCCUAUAUGUAUCAUUGUUCAAUUAAAUAUAUUUUGCCCACCAUUAAAACAGAGUAUAUGAUUUUGAAACUAGUAGGGUGGGUUCCUUCAGUUGGUUGGAAUUGUUAAAUAGGGAAUGUCCCUUUUACACUGUUUCUGUGCUUGUACGUUUCUUUUUAUUUUUUGUAUUUGGAUUCCCAUAAGAUGACACUAUAGCAACAUUUAGUCUUUGAUGGGUUCCAGCUUCUAACGAAUACAACAUUACAGGCAAACUAAACUUCACAAUUUGCAUACAUUUAGUAAACACUUUAGAAUUUAGAGACACAAGUAUAUAAUGUACUAAAAUGAACUGAAAUAUAAAUAAAAAAAUACAAACACACAACUAAA